AUGACAAAAUCUUCUCUUCACCAAAAUGUCAACGAUGUAUGUUUCAUCGAGAUAUAAGUCUUCAAUCUUUGUGUUUUAGUUGCAGACGACUAUAUAUAACACCAACUAGCGUAUACAAAUCAUCUUUACCCUAAAAGCAUAUUUAUCACCACAUAAUAAUCUUGAAGCCACAUGGCCGAAGAAUUUCAGGCAGCGUAUACAUACAGUGGAAGCUGGUGGAUGUCACCAAGAACAGCCUGCAACCACUCAUCGUGUUCAUCGGAUAUAGCAAACAUGGAGAAUUUUGGACCCUUUUGGCCAAAGGAUUUGAUGUACAAGAAAUCAAAGUCAAGUGAUGAGUCUUCUGAUGACUCUAUGGUCUUUCAAGAUAUUCAAAAGCCCGGAGACCACACCACCAUCAUGUCUCCGGAUUCCGCUUCCCGGAUGAUGGCUACCGUCUUUUCGGAUUUGGUGGAAACCACAACCACUGAUUCAAACCACAAUUAUUUGUUAUCUAGGGUACAAGAAGAGAUGAACACCUUUUCCACCAGCGGUGAUGACGGUUUAAAGGCCGAGAUAGAGGCUGAUCAUCAAGUAUUCAUCGUGAACCAACAACGAUCUUUAAGUUUCGCCACGGGUUCCAAUGGUUGCAUCUCCUUUCCCAUUAGUUCUACUUCAUAUGGUUACCCUUCAAGUUUGGUACAAUCUUUGCUUAGUAGUAACUCACCACCACAAUCACUUCCCGGGCCGCCGCCACCGCUAUCACCACCAGAACAACCUCUUUAUGAUUUUCAAUCAAAUUCAAACAAUCUCAAUUUCGUUCAAAGCUUGCCAAAAAGACAAGUUCUUGGUGAUUUUCACUUGACCAAUAACACUACUUUCUCUAGUGGUUUAGCAACAACUUUAGACCAUGAUUUUACAAGUUUUUACCCAUCAUCAUACAAUGAGAAAGAGGGUUUCCCCAACCUCACUAUAGAGCAUAAUCAUCAAGAAAUUCUGGAUUUGGGUUCAUCUACAAAGAAUGGCCUUGAUGAACUUCCAUUGAAGCGACCACGGCUCGAAACACCAUCACCGUUACCAACCUUUAAGGUUAGAAAAGAGAAAUUAGGAGAUCGAAUAACUGCGUUACAGCAAUUAGUUUCACCUUUUGGAAAGACUGAUACUGCAUCUGUGCUUCAUGAAGCCAUUGAAUACAUCAAGCUUUUGCAUGAUCAAGUCAACGUGUUAAGUGCAUCUUACAUGAAAGGAGUUACAAAGCCACUUCAACCGAUUCAUGAUAAAAUGAAAGAUGGACACAAACAAGACCUAAGGAGUCUAGGUCUUUGCCUUGUGCCAGUAUCUAGUACGUUUCCAAUUGCAACUGAGAUGGCAACUGGUUUCUGGACACCAAGUUACGAAGGCUCGCUCAAGUAGAGAUGACGAUACGCAAAGAAACUUGUGUCAUCUGUUGAACUUCACAUAAUUACAUAUAAACGUAAAAAUUAAGAGUUGCAUUAUUUAAGCUUUUAAAUAUUUGGAGUUGAUUAAAGUUGGCUAUUCAAAAUAAUAGAAAAGCUUAAAAAGGUGAAAUAGAGGAGCUUAAAAAGAAAAGAAUCGCAUCCUUUGUUACAACACUAGUUUCAUAAUCUAUGAAAAUCUUGUUUUAAAUGCC
Molecule: messenger RNA, 1630 nt
Organism: Helianthus annuus (common sunflower)
Lineage: Eukaryota; Viridiplantae; Streptophyta; Magnoliopsida; Asterales; Asteraceae
Product: transcription factor bHLH112
Exons: 7
Coding region: 172-1392 (406 amino acids)
Biological process (GO): regulation of transcription by RNA polymerase II
Cellular component (GO): nucleus
Molecular function (GO): DNA-binding transcription factor activity, RNA polymerase II-specific; protein dimerization activity; RNA polymerase II cis-regulatory region sequence-specific DNA binding
Source: RefSeq, a predicted model, not a curated record